Messenger RNA from Brienomyrus brachyistius, 1974 nucleotides. Its product is annotated as importin subunit alpha-7. The transcript has 14 exons. Gene Ontology annotation, cellular component: cytoplasm; nucleoplasm; nucleus. Bases 139 to 1752 code for a protein of 537 amino acids. Gene Ontology annotation, biological process: NLS-bearing protein import into nucleus. The record is from RefSeq and is a predicted model, not a curated record. NCBI's taxonomy places the organism in Eukaryota, Metazoa, Chordata, Actinopteri, Osteoglossiformes, Mormyridae. Gene Ontology annotation, molecular function: protein binding; nuclear import signal receptor activity.
UAUUAAUAUUGGGCCUAGGCAGCUUCCGUAGUUCGCCGACAUAUUGGAGAGUAAAUUCUGGAACGCAGUAAGAGCAUAGGAUUAAAAUUUAUUUAUCGUAAGAAAAAUCGCCGAAAAAUAUUGAAUAUCACAGAAACGAUGGAGACCACAACAAGCCCCGCUAAGGACAAUUACAGGAUGAACCGGUACAAGAACAAAGCACUGAACCUUGACGAGAUGCGUCGGCGGCGAGAGGAAGAGGGAAUCCAGCUCAGGAAGCAGAAGCGGGAGCAGCAGCUUUUCAAGAGGAGGAAUGUGGAGAUCCUAAAUGAGGAGGACGGCAUGCUGGACAGCCCCCUCAUGGAUCACUUCAUCAGUUCCACAACCACAGGGGAGGGACUCAUCACAAGAGACAUGGUAGAAAUGCUUUUUUCAGAAGACCCUGAGCUCCAGCUGGCCACAACGCAGAAGUUCAGGAAGCUCCUCUCCAAAGAGCCUAACCCACCCAUCGACGAGGUCAUCAACACACAGGGGGUUGUGGAGAGGUUUGUGGAGUUCCUGAAGAAGAGCACCAACUGCACAUUACAGUUCGAGGCUGCCUGGGCGUUGACCAAUAUCGCGUCGGGGACGUCCCAGCAGACGAAAAUCGUGAUUGAGGCAGGAGCCGUGCCUAUUUUCAUUGAGCUACUGAACUCGGAUUUCGAAGACGUGCAGGAACAGGCUGUGUGGGCCCUAGGGAACAUCGCGGGGGACAGCGCUGUGUGCAGGGACUACGUGCUGAACUGCAACAUCCUCCCACCACUGCUGACGUUGCUGACUAAGUCCACCAGGCUGACAAUGACCCGGAACGCUGUGUGGGCGCUGUCCAACCUGUGCAGGGGAAAGAGCCCUCCGCCGGACUUCGAGAAGGUUUCCCCCUGCUUGCCGGUCCUUUCUCGUCUCCUCUUCAGCAGCGAUCCGGACCUGCUGGCGGACGCCUGCUGGGCCUUGUCCUACCUCUCGGAUGGACCCAAUGAGAAAAUCCAGGCGGUCAUCGACUCGGGGGUCUGCCGGAGACUGGUGGAGCUGUUGAUGCAUACCGACUAUAAGGUGGCUUCUCCUGCCCUCAGGGCCGUGGGCAACAUUGUCACAGGAGACGACAUCCAGACACAGGUGGUGCUGAAUUGCUCCGCCCUGCCCUGUCUGCUGCACCUCCUGAGCAGCGCCAAGGAGUCCAUCCGCAAGGAGGCCUGCUGGACCAUCUCCAACAUCACAGCGGGAAACCGGGCCCAGAUUCAGACCGUUAUAGACGCCAAUAUCUUCCCGGUGCUGAUCGACAUCCUGCAGAAGGCAGAGUUCCGCACAAGGAAGGAGGCGGCGUGGGCGAUCACCAAUGCUACGUCUGGUGGCACACCAGAGCAGAUCCGGUACUUGGUAAACCUGGGCUGCAUCAAACCGCUGUGUGACCUCCUAACCGUCAUGGAUUCCAAGAUCGUGCAGGUGGCCCUGAACGGACUGGAGAACAUCCUGCGGCUGGGAGAGCAGGAGGCCAAGCAGAGCGGCAGCGGGGUAAACCCGUACUGCAGCCUAAUCGAGGAGGCUUACGGCCUGGAUAAGAUCGAGUUUCUGCAGAGCCAUGAGAACCAGGAGAUCUACCAGAAGGCCUUCGACCUGAUCGAGCACUACUUCGGCGUGGAGGAGGAGGACCCUGGCCUGGCCCCGCAGGUGGAUGAGAGCCAGCAGCAGUACCUCUUCCCACAGCAGGAAGCCCCCAUGAAGGGCUUUCAGCUCUAACCCCCUCGACCAGCUUCUCUUCCACACGAAAGUCCAUGCGGCCAAGUCCUGGGGCACCAGCGCUUACCAGCCAGAAAGACUCUCACAGGCACUGUGGCUCCAGCGAGUAAGAUCAGACGAAACAUAGCAGACGUCCUCUUUGCUGCUUAGCUCUAUACGUUGGGGUUCUUCACACCGCUUUGCUUUCUUUCGUAAUUAAGAAUUUUUUUCAACCCCCUUUUG